Molecule: messenger RNA, 3990 nt
Organism: Drosophila subobscura
Lineage: Eukaryota; Metazoa; Arthropoda; Insecta; Diptera; Drosophilidae
Product: mucin-3A-like
Exons: 2
Coding region: 1-3990 (1329 amino acids)
Source: RefSeq, a predicted model, not a curated record
AUGUCUGAACCUUUUGGGGAAUCCACAGAAAUACCAGAUCUUGAUUCGGUUUUCGAGACACAAUCUACGAUACAGUCAACGGAAUCUUCGAUAAAUGAGCCUUCUACGAUAUAUUCAUCGGAAUCCACAUACGGAUCUCCUUUGGACACAGACACGAUGUCUGAAUCUUUUGGGGAAUCGACAAAAUAUAGAGAUCAUGAGUCCAUAUUGACUGCACAACCAACGGGGCAAUUGACUGAAUCAACUGCUUUGGAUAGAUCCUCAAGACAUGAAAGUUUGUCGACCAAUUUAUUGAAAGCACACUCCACAGGAAGAGGGCCUGCAACGUUCCAAUUCAACUAUUCACCCAUUAUUUCUGAACCCUUAAAGUCGGAAAUUCAGCCCACUGAAAAACUUGAUCAAAAAACCACUUCCACAAUACCGACUUUGCUAACCCAAACCAAACCCCCAGCUAGUACUUUUUCAGAUGCACAAUCAAUAACCAAAACUUUAGCAAAGUCCACAGAACGUACAGUGGAUGCAUCAAAAAAACAAGCAGAAGGAACGAAUCCAUUAUCAAAACUCACGGGAAAAAGUACUGCUGGUACUCCCACAAUAUCAAAACCCCAAGAGAAAGAAAGUGAAGCACAUGAUCUAACGUCUAUUUUCACAUCGCAGACAAUCCCAUCAAAAACGCUUACCAGUGCUCCUUCACGUUCACCAUCGAAAGGGGAAACUUCAACGAAAUUUACAGAACUUUCAGUUCUGAAAUCUACCAAGAAAAUCGAAGGAUCGACACAGGAACUUACGGGAAAAGGCACUGCUGGUACACCAACAAAAUUAAAACACCUAGAGAAAGAAAGUGAAUCACAUGAUCUAAUAUCCAUUUCCACAAUGAAAGCCCCAUCAAAACCCCAUACCAGUAUUCCUUCAGGCUCAACACCGUCAAGCAAAACUUCAGUCAAAACCACAGAAAGUCCAGUUCUGAAAUCCACUUGGAGCAGAAAAUCGACGAUUUCAUUAUCGAAAUCCCCUGGAAAAGCUUCUAUGGGAACACCCAAAAAUUCCGAGCCUAAAUUUGAGUCGUCAGAAAUUCGACCGCUUACAUUCGAUUCGCUGACACAACUAGCCAUACACUCCACGAUAUCCGGGCUUACCUCUGAUACGCCAUCAAUGGCUGAAACUUCAGCGAAGUCCAUCGAAAGUCCAGUUCGACAAUCCACUUUGGAUACAGAAACAACGGUUUCAAGGUCGGAAACGUCCGGUAUAUCUACCGCAGACGCAGAUGAAAUAUCUGAGCGUUUCGAGAAGUCCAAAGAAUAUCCAGAUCGUGCCUUCGGUUUAGAAACACAGGCCACGGUACAGUUAACGGGGGACUUGGAAAGGAAUCCUACGGAUACAUUGUCGAUGUUUGAUGCUUCGACGAUUAAUUCAUUGGACCACUCACGUAUUUCUCCAGCCGGCACAGGCAUAUUAUCUGAACCUUUUGGAGAAUCAACAGACAGUCCAGGUCGUGAUUCCGUUUUCGAGACACCGCCUACGAUACAGCUAGCGGUAUACCCGGCCAGCAAUCAUUCCGAAACAUCCUCAUUAUAUAAGCCUUCAACGAUUUAUUCUUUGGAAUACUCAGGUAUAUAUCCCACAGUCGCAAGUUCUGAAGGUUUUCAGGAAACCAAAGAAAGUCCAGAUCGAGCGUCCGUUUUUAAGACAGAGCCUACGAUACAGUUAACGGUACAUCCUACUAGCAAAUCUUCGGAUAAAAUGCCGAUGUAUGAGCCGGAAUAUUCAUUGGACUACUCAGGUAUAUCUCGCGCAGACGCAGACGCAAUAUCUGAACCUUUCGGGGAAUCAACAGACAGUCCAUAUCGGGCUUCUGCCAAGCCCGCGAUAAAGUUAACGGUAUAUCCGGGAAGCAAUCCAUCGGCUACACCAUCGAUAUACAGGCCUUCGACGGAAUAUUCAUUGGACUACUCAGAUAUAUCUCCCGCAGACGCAGACGCAACAUCUGAACCUUUUGAGGAAUUCACAGAGAGUCCAGAUCGUGCCUUCGUUUUAGAAACACAGGCCACGGUACAGUUAACGGGGUACGCGGAAAGCAAUCCUUCGGAUACACUGUCGAUAUUUGAUGCUUCACCGAUUAAUUCAUUGGACCACUCAGGUUUGUCUUCCGCAGACGCAGACGCAGUUUCUAAACCUUUCUGGGAAUCAACCGAAAGCCCAGAUCUUGCAUCCGUUUUUAAGAUACAGUCCACGAUAAAGUUAACGGUAUAUCCAUCGAUAUAUAAGCCUUCGACGGAAUAUUCACUGGACUACUCAGGUAUACCUCCCGCAGACGCAGACGCUAUAUCUGAACCUAGGAAGGAGGAAUCCAAAGAAAGUCCAGAUCGAGCUUCCGCCUUAGAGACACCGCCAACGAUAGAGUUAACGGGUUACCCGGAAAGAAAGCCUUCGGAUACACCAUCGAACUAUAAACCUUCGACGAUUUAUUCAUUGGACUACUCAGAUAUAUCUCCCACAGUCGCAAUAUCUGAAGGUUUUAUGGAAACCAAAGAAAGCCCAGAUCGUGCUUCCAUUUCUAAGACAGAGCCUACGAUGCAAUUGACGGUACAUCCUACUACCAACUCUUCGGAUACAGUGUCGAUCUAUGAGCCUUCGAUGGAAUACUUAUUGGACUACACAGGCAUAUCUCCCGCAGACCCAGGCGCAAUAUCUGAACCGUUUGAGGAAUUCACAGAGAGUCCAGAUCGUGCUUCCGUUUUAGAGACACAGCCUACAAUAAAGAUAACGGGGUACCCGGAAAUAAAUCCUCCGUUUACUCCAUCGGUAUAUAAGCCUUCGACGGAAACUUCAUUGGACUACUCAGGUGUAUCUCCCGCAGACUUAGACGCUGACGCACUAGCUAAACCUUUCGAACCAUUCACAAAUAGUUCAGAUCGGGACUUCGUUUUAGAUACACAGCCCACGAUACAUCCCACUAGCAACUCUUCGGAUAAACUGUCGAUGGAUGAGCCUUCAAUGAUUAAUUCAUUGGACUACUCUCCCGCAGACGCAGACUCGAUAUCUGAAAUAUUAUUGGAUUCAGCAGAAAGUCCAAAUCGUGAACCAAUGGUGCAGUCGAAAAAAUACACUGAUAUCGUUGAAAUUACAAACAGGCUAUUUGUCAUCGAUGACUUGUUAAUAGCGGACACCACAAAAAGCGGAUUUCUCACGACCCGUUCAAACAUUUAUCUCAGCACUUCCGAAGAAAAACGUACGAAACCAGUUUCUUCAUUCACUACGAUCGCACAUCCAAAGGAUGGGGAAUCUGGACAACCAGCUUCAGAGGAUGGAGAGCCUGGACCACCACCAGAAGAUGCAAAAUCUGGAGAACCAUCACCGGGGUCUGAAAAAACUGGGGGACAACCACCAGGGUUAUUCACUUCAAUCAAACCACUAGAGGAUGGACAAUCUGGAGAAUCACUACCAGAAGAUGGACAAUCUGGUGGACCUGGUGGAGCAACACCAGAGGAUGGACAGUCUGGAGGACAACCACCAGGGUUAUUCACUUCGAUCAAACCACCAGAGGAUGGCCAAUCUGGAGAAUCACAACCAGAAGAUGGACAAUCUGGAGAACCACUACCAGAAGAUGGACAAUCUGGUGGACGUGGUGGAGCAACACCAGAGGAUGGACAGCUUUGGGGACAACCACCAGGGUUAUACACCUCGAUCAAACCAUCGCAGGAUGGACAAUCUGGAGAAUCACAACCAGAAGAUGGACAAUCUGGAGAAUCACAACCAGAAGAUGGACAAUCUGGUGAACCACUACCAGAAGAUGGACAAUCUGGUGGACCUGGUGGAGCAACACCAGAGGAUGGACAGAUGGACAAUCUGGAGAAUCACAACCAGAAGAUGGACAAUCUGGAGAAUCACAACCAGAAGAUGGACAAUCUGGUGGACGUGGUGGAGCAACACCAGCGGAUGGACAGCCUUGGGGACAACCACCAGGGUUAUUCACUUCGAUCAAACCACUAG